Molecule: messenger RNA, 647 nt
Organism: Amphiprion ocellaris (clown anemonefish)
Lineage: Eukaryota; Metazoa; Chordata; Actinopteri; Pomacentridae
Product: histone H2A-like
Exons: 1
Coding region: 72-458 (128 amino acids)
Cellular component (GO): nucleosome
Molecular function (GO): structural constituent of chromatin; protein heterodimerization activity; DNA binding
Source: RefSeq, a predicted model, not a curated record
AUAAGCUGCUGUCUGUCUCGCUUCUUUUAUUUCAGUUUCCUGUUUUGUGUACGAAGCUCUUGUGUUAAAAGAUGUCUGGACGUGGAAAGACCGGCGGCAAAGCCAGAGCCAAGGCAAAGAGCCGCUCCUCCCGGGCAGGACUCCAGUUCCCGGUCGGUCGUGUCCACAGGCUGCUGAGGAAGGGCCACUAUGCGGAGCGUGUGGGUGCCGGCGCCCCCGUCUACCUGGCGGCUGUGCUGGAGUACCUGACCGCUGAGAUCCUGGAGCUGGCUGGAAACGCCGCCAGAGACAACAAGAAGACCCGCAUCAUCCCCCGUCACCUGCAGCUGGCUGUCCGCAACGACGAGGAGCUCAACAAGCUGCUGGGCGGAGUGACCAUCGCUCAGGGCGGCGUGCUGCCCAACAUCCAGGCUGUGCUGCUGCCCAAGAAGACCGAGAAGGUCGCCAAGUCCAAGUAAAGCCGAGGACCCGCUGAACGACACCAAGGCUCUUUUCAGAGCCACACAUUGUCCUCUGUAAACAGCAAACAUCCUCAUGUGUCUCAUCAAACACUGUCAGUGAAACAUCCAGACCAACAGCUCAUAAUAAACAGUUACUGGACCAAUCAAAUGUUGGUUUUAAAUGCACUACUGGUUUUUAAUUGGUUU